Molecule: messenger RNA, 393 nt
Organism: Seminavis robusta
Lineage: Eukaryota; Bacillariophyta; Bacillariophyceae; Naviculales; Naviculaceae
Source: the annotation of a GenBank genome assembly
AUGGCUAAUAUUAACUACCACGGAAUCAACAUUCAUGAAGACAUUGAGCGUCCUUUGAACGCUGUGAUGUCUAAGGAUCUUAGCACCGCGGUGAAGAUUGAGUUCCAUCUCACUGGUGAUGAUUCCUUGUAUGUGAUGUGGUUUGAAGGAGGUGAUGAGGUCUGUGAAGAGUACGUCAACGAAUUUGACAACCACUGGCUACGCGGGCAAUUCAUCAUGGCUUUGACGGCUUUGUCUGAGCUUCCUUUCAAGGUUAUUAACUACGACGUCGCGGGAGAAGAUGACGCCAAUGUCGAUGACGCCGGUGCCGAUGGUACUGAUGAUGAUACGAUCGAUGAUACGAUCGAUUUCCCUUCUGAUGCCGAUGGUACGAUUAAUUUGGAUGAUGCGUAG